AUGUCUUGAGAGAGAGGGAGGAGAGACGAAGAAGGAAGAACAAAACCAAAGCGGAGCCACCCCUUUUACACAUUAGUAGUCUCUCUUCCCUUUCUUUCUAAUCAAACCUUCUUUGUCCCUCUCUACACUUUCUCUCCGUAUGGUUUCUGUUUCUGUUUCUGUCUCUCUCAGGGAUCGAACUGAAAGAAAAGAAACGUUUUUUAUUUUUUUUAUUUAUUUAUGUUGGCUUUAACUUCGGUUUGUAGUUUUCAGCUGAUUAAUCUUGCAUUUGUUGUACAAUUACUUGUUUUGGGGAUUUUAUGUCGAGGUUUUGGAUCUGAAAGUUGGAGAAUUUAAGCGUUUUUUUCAAAUUUGUGGAAUUAUUGAAGGGAGGGGAAUUCAGUGGAUUAAGUUGAGAAAUUGAAGAUUUGGUGGUAAUUUUAGUAAUUUGGGAAUUUGAAUUUGAUGGGGGAAGGAGAGGGAAGCGAAUUCCCUCCAAAAAAGGCGGCGCAAUCGGAGACGCAAGGGGGUUCGGAUUUCCCUGCAAAGAAGCUAGCCAGGCAGCUGGAUUUCACGCAAGGGAAUGUUGUUUUACCAGACCAUCCUCAAUCGCAACAGCAGCCUGCCACGCUGCCACUGCCGCUAAAGCCGGUUGUCAUUACUCCGCAGAGCCAACCCCAGCAGCAGCCUCUGCAACCGCAGGUGCUGUCCAUGUCGGCAGCUCCGCCGCCACAGCAGCUUCCGCCAGUCAGGAUUGUAAAACCAGAAUCCCCAAAAUCAAAACCAAGACCGAAUGCUGAGUUGAAAGAUGGUACUCCAAAGAGGCAAAAACAGUGUAACUGUAAACACUCACGGUGCUUGAAGCUGUAUUGCGAAUGCUUUGCAUCUGGAACAUAUUGUGAUGGGUGCAAUUGUGUAAAUUGUUAUAACAAUGUUGAAAAUGAAGGUUUUAGGCGAGAAGCUGUGGAAGCCACUUUAGAGCGGAAUCCCAAUGCAUUCAGACCAAAAAUUGCUAGUAGUCCGCAUGGAACACGAGAUAGUCGGGAGGAGAACGGGGAAGGAUUAGUUUUGGGAAAGCACAACAAGGGAUGUCACUGCAAGAAAUCUGGAUGCCUCAAGAAAUACUGUGAAUGUUUCCAAGCUAACAUUCUUUGCUCUGAAAAUUGCAAAUGCAUGGACUGCAAGAAUUUUGAAGGAAGUGAAGAGAGGCAGGCUCUCUUUCAUGGAGACCAUGCCAACAACAUUGCAUAUAUCCAACAGGCUGCUAAUGCUGCAAUAACUGGAGCUAUUGGAUCUUCUGGCUAUGCGUCCCCUCCGGUGUCCAAGAAGAGAAAAGGUCAGGAACUUUUAUUUGGGCCAACAGUCAAGGAUCCUAGGCCUGGAAAUUUUCAACAGUUAGCAUGCCAUCUUCAUUUUCAUCAGGCUCCCCAUGUUAGGCCUUCUGCACCUUCCUCUUCCUUGUCCACCAAUCCUGUUACUCGUGCCGGUACAGCUGCAGCUUUGGGGCCUUCAAAAUUCACAUACAGGUCUCUAUUAGCAGACAUUAUCCAACCACAGGAUCUGAAGGAACUUUGCUCAGUUUUGGUGGUUGUGUCAGAAGAGGCUGCUAAGGCACUUGCAGACCAAAGAAAUGCAUCAGAAAAGCGUGUAGAGGAUCAGACAGAAACUUCCCUUGCUUCAUCAACUCAAGAAAGAUUGCAGAGCCAGAAAGAAGCUGAUGCUGAGAAAAUUAAUGCCUAUGAUUGUUCAAUUGCAAACCAGGCUGAUAAAGUUGGUCCUGAUGGUUCCAGCUCAGAUGGUGCUGAUGUACCAAAAGGGAGGCCAAUGUCUCCUGGAACUUUGGCAUUGAUGUGUGAUGAACAAGAUACAAUGUUUAUGACAGCUGCUUCCCCCAAUAGGUUAACGGGCCAUGGAUGCAGCUUUACUUCACAGUUGCCUUGUGGACAGGGCAUGACAGAGAUUUAUGCAGAGCAGGAAAGGAUUGUUUUAUCAAAGUUUCGAGAUUGUCUUAAUAGAAUCAUCAUGUUUGGAGAACUAAAAGGAAGUAACGACAUUUCCGUUCCAACAGAAACAAAUUGUUCAUCAUUAGCCAGAACCGAACUUGGGAAUCAAAGAGACCCUCUCGGCAAUGGCACGGCAAAUGCCAUAGCUGAAACAGGAAAUCUACAGGGUUAUAGUAAUGGUGUUACGAAACAUGUUAUUCCACCUACAUCAAGGACAGGACAGAUGGUUACUUCUAUGGUUGCCACAUCCAAUGAUGAGCUUCCAAAAAUUCAGGCCCUCCCACAAAAUGGUGACAACAAACCAAAUACUUGAAACGAGCUGUAAAAAGAUUUUCAAACCUGAAGAGUGGCCCAAGAUUGUUUCCUGUAAAAAAAUUGAACUUCACUGCUCCUAUUUUUGGUGAAUGACUCGAAAAGGUGAAAAAAGAGAAGGAAAUGGAGCUGUAUGUUUAUGAAAUGAUCCUGGCUUUAGAUGGUGUAAUUGCAAUGCCUUUGUACAAUUGGUGGAGUUAAUUUCUAUUGAAGAUCAGAUUUUUUCAGCCAAAAAAUGGAAAUGGCAACCUGAAGACAACAAGCACAAUGUUACAGUUGGACCUCCAGCCAUAUCACUGAGGGCUUAACCCAAGAUCAAAGUAGUGAUAGGCGCAAUGGGAGGUUUGAAUUUUGCUGGGAAACGAAGAAACUUAGCUGGCUGCACCUUAAAAUUGAACCCUUUUGUUUUUUGUGAUGAUAAAUUUUCUAAGGAAGGGUGACUUUCCUUUGGACAAUUAUACCUGCCAAAUAGGGUAAUAUUCUUGAUCCUUUUCGGCAGUCACAAAUUAGCGGUUUUGUGGCCCAUUUGGCGGACCACCAGCACUCCAGUUCAACGAUAAGCCCAAGAUAUUACUCAAACGUUGGGCUUUCAGUCAUGAAUAUGUACCACUGUAAUAUUCUAAUUUAGAAAUACUUUAGGAUUGUAAUUUGACUAGAAUGGAUUGAAAUGAUCCUUACUCUAAUUUCAUUUUAGAAUAUUUAAAAUUUAAAAA
Molecule: messenger RNA, 3007 nt
Organism: Jatropha curcas
Lineage: Eukaryota; Viridiplantae; Streptophyta; Magnoliopsida; Malpighiales; Euphorbiaceae
Source: RefSeq, a predicted model, not a curated record